AUGACCUCACUAAAGCAAAGUGGUGAGCACGCUAGAACAAGCUUGAAAGUGUUACAAACACUCACCUACAACUGCACUGGUCCAGAUCGGCUUGAUCAAUUGGCUACUAAGCUUGACACCCUCAUCACAGAGUUUCGUGCAAUUCUACCAAAAACUGAGGGAUUGAUUCUUCGGCCUCAAGCACGUUUCUCUGCAAGAAAGAAAACCCAACAAAUCAAACACAAGUAUCUGAACCUCACUUCAAGGCUAAAACGUGGACGCCCGAAGUCUUAUUGGAAGUACAGAAACAGAGUGGGACAAAAAGCUGAUGCUCUCCGUAAGAAAGACGAGAGAGCACCUGAAAGUAAUACUCGUUGUUCUGGGCAACGUAGUGUACAACAGAGUCCUGUUAAACACAUGGUAAAAGCACUAAGACAGGCAAAGGAGAAAUUACUAGAGGAAAACGCUCCAUCUACUCUCAGCCACAAAGCAGGAGAAAAGAAAAGGAAGAGGUGCAACGAAUGGUCUGAGUGCAAAAAAGAGGAUUGUGGUUCAUGUCAUACAUGCAAAGAUAUGCUUAAAUUUGGGGGCAGUGGACGCAAAAAACAAUGCUGUCAAUAUAGAAAAUGCAGAGCAUUAAAAUCAGCAAAUGUCCUUGGUUUGACACUCAAACAAUCGGGUAUUCAGACUUGUAACCAAGACGUCAAGGUGAUAAACACAAGUGUAAACAUGAAGAAUUCCACAUCAUUUUUAAUGUAUCAUGGACGGAAGAUUGACCAAGUAUUAGGGGAUGGGAACUGUUUGUUUCGAGUGCUUGCUAAACAGUUAACAGGUGAUUCAGACAAACAUGGCAUACUAAGAGACAAGCUAUGUGAAUUUAUCACUGUAAACAGUGAGCUUCUAGAGGGGUGGGUCACAGCAGGGGUAACUCUUGAAGAACACCUGGCCUCUGUCACUAAGCCCAACACUUGGGGAACACAGCUGGAACUUAAAGCAGCAGCAACGCUGUUCAACCUUGAUAUAUAUGUUGCCACGAAUUACAUCUGGACAAUGAUAUCUCCACUCAAACCCGUCAGUUCGUGUUGUUUUCUAGAUAAAGAGUGGCUCAUUUAUUUCAACUCUCAACGUAAAUCAUGGCUAGAGAUAUGUCACCAAAAUGGAUGCCAUUAUGAUUGCAUAAAUUCAAUCCAAUGUGGAAAAAACAUAACCAUCUUACCCCCUCCUCUGAAGCUAGGAGAGAGUGCAAACAUCACUAUUUUAUGA
Molecule: messenger RNA, 1242 nt
Organism: Halichondria panicea
Lineage: Eukaryota; Metazoa; Porifera; Demospongiae; Suberitida; Halichondriidae
Exons: 6
Coding region: 1-1242 (413 amino acids)
Biological process (GO): protein deubiquitination
Molecular function (GO): DNA binding; zinc ion binding; cysteine-type deubiquitinase activity
Source: RefSeq, a predicted model, not a curated record